Messenger RNA from Macadamia integrifolia, 1099 nucleotides. Its product is annotated as protein NUCLEAR FUSION DEFECTIVE 6, mitochondrial-like. Gene Ontology annotation, cellular component: mitochondrion. The record is from RefSeq and is a predicted model, not a curated record. Lineage: Eukaryota; Viridiplantae; Streptophyta; Magnoliopsida; Proteales; Proteaceae. The coding region runs from base 292 to 585 and encodes 97 amino acids. The transcript has 4 exons.
UUGCGUCCCAAGUCCCGAGUCCCAAGUCCCAAGUCCCAACGGUGAAGAGUGAAGAACCAACUGAAACUUGGAAAAUUCGUAAAUUCCAAGUUCCAUCCAAGACAUUUUAGGGUUUUAGAGGUUCUGCAACUUCUGUUGGUAGAGCUCAGGAAAGGGUUUUAGUUGUUUUUGAUUGGCUCAUGGAUUGACAGGGACGACGCGGGCUUAGUCCUUGAGAGAAAGCGAUAAUCUGGUAAACUCCGUGGGUUUUUCUCGUCAUUUAAGAAGAGACGAGACACCGAGGAAGAAAGCAUGGCAGCUAAUUAUGCAAGACGAACUCUUCUAAGCUCUCCUGCAUCUGCAUCAAAAAUUUUAAGUGAAUGCAGAUCAUCAUCAUCUUUUGUUUUGGGAGCAAGUAAGGUUGGAGGAUUCGCUUCUACAAAGCCUACUUCUGCACGAGUUUCUCAACAUAAGCUUUCGUUAUUCUCCGGGAUUAGCAACUCCUCUGUAGCAGGGCCAAAUGAGCUUGUCAACAAAGUUGCCAGAUAUGAGCAAUCAAAAGAGUACUACAUGAGAGGCCAAGAUUUGAGAAAUGAGCUUUCAUGAGUAUUGUUAUUCUUGAAUGAGGUCAUGUUGGUGGUGGACCUUGAUUGGGAGGCCUUUGGGGAAGUCGACGAAUGGAAAGGCGAGAGGAUGAUCAGGUUCUGCUAAUUCCCAAUGGAAGUUGAGGACUAGGUGGUGAACUAACAUGGCCAUCUCCAGCUUGGCUAGUUUUGAGCCAGCGCAGAGUUGUGGUCCUACCCACCCCAACAACAUGAAGUAGUUGCUCAUCAUCAAGCUCAAACCAGUAUUAUAGGAUCUCUCUAGAGGCAGUGGUGACGCAAUCAUGGCAGACAGCGGAUGACAUCGCAUCUACAGUAGCAGUUUCCGUAUAUGGCAUUGAGACUAUGGUUGAUGGUGGUGUUGUUAUAAUUGGAAUAAAGAGUAGAGAGGAGGAUGUUGAAGUUCGAGACUUGAGCACAAAUGAGAGUCAUUGUUGGACCCGAGGUGUUUGAUAACCAAACAUAUAUUCAAAUAGUGUUCAUAUUCUCAAUUAAUAAUGCGUUCUGCAUUUUGAGAA